Messenger RNA from Trichoderma harzianum CBS 226.95, 761 nucleotides. RefSeq lists its product as hypothetical. NCBI's taxonomy places the organism in Eukaryota, Fungi, Ascomycota, Sordariomycetes, Hypocreales, Hypocreaceae. The transcript has a single exon. Bases 279 to 707 code for a protein of 142 amino acids. The record is from RefSeq and is a predicted model, not a curated record.
ACAAGCACUCACUAGAGGCAGAUUAUGAGCGCGCCGAACCUUUCCGCCAUGGCUGAAGCACUCUGGAGAGCUAAAAAGUAAAAGAAGCUACUCCUCAUAUCCCGCCUCUGCAAUGUUGAACUGAUCGACGGGAAAAUGAGCUGUGGCGUUUGCAAGUGCUUCAGAUUUCCUAGCGGGAAUAGCUAGACUCUCGUUAGCUUAUGCAUACUCAUACGAACUCGUGCUAGUAGCAGUAGCAAUACUCUGCAAAGUACUCGUACGCUGUAGCCCAGGACGUGAUGCCAGCUCACUCGCUGCUCGGCGGUUCUUUGGACCACUUAGGUGACGGAGACAGACGCGCCAGGAUACGGGAGGAGCUUAGUCUUGAACGGUGGCUGCGGUGGUGGCUGUCGUCCAUGUUCGUGGCUUUCCUCGAUUGCUGGGGUAAGACGCGGGUGAAACAGGCGUCUAUACUGCUUCCAACAACGGUUGGGUUGCUCUGCUGGGGUCAUUGCGCCGAAGCAACACAGCUGAUCUAUCGAUUCGGGCGCCAAGUACGAGCACUAGCUCGAACCGCCUCGAGACGAACAGACGCCAUUAAGCGUUCAGCCCGCCGUCAUCUCGGCGCAUUAUUCUUAGCGAUAGAAGAGAAAGCCCUUCUUAUCCAGCGGUGGGUCGUUCCACGAGCGGAUACCUGGAGAAGAACAAGAGAGCGAGAUGCAGCUUGAGCGCCACGGGUAAACGCAAGUCAUUUAUUCUCACAGUAGUACGCAGCACCGAGA